This is a messenger RNA of Adineta ricciae, 222 nucleotides long. The record is from the annotation of a GenBank genome assembly. Lineage: Eukaryota; Metazoa; Rotifera; Eurotatoria; Adinetida; Adinetidae.
AUGUAUCAACGGGAAUUACGCCCAAUCAAAGACAAUCGAUUUAUCAGCGAUUCUCUUUCAGAACUACAAGAAGCCGAACGUACUCCGAUAUCAGGAUAUCAGCAUCUACCACUUGUUUCGUUAGAACAAGCUACAAACGAAAUCAUUCAACUUGUUCCUGGCUUUGAAAAGUGUCAUNGUCGCCAACCAACGAACAAUGUCCAACUAGGCACGUUAGAUUAG